Molecule: messenger RNA, 2494 nt
Organism: Phytophthora nicotianae INRA-310
Lineage: Eukaryota; Oomycota; Peronosporomycetes; Peronosporales; Peronosporaceae
Product: CAMK/CAMK2 protein kinase
Exons: 2
Coding region: 111-2309 (732 amino acids)
Biological process (GO): peptidyl-serine phosphorylation; protein autophosphorylation; autophagosome organization
Cellular component (GO): autophagosome; cytoplasm
Molecular function (GO): protein serine/threonine kinase activity; ATP binding
Source: RefSeq, a predicted model, not a curated record
CGGAAAACUCGCAGCCGGAGCUUCACUUUCAGAAUUCCCCGCUCGACGACAACGAAACUUCGGUUUAAAAAAGCCCGAUCGCUUGCGCUAUUUCCAGGCAGCAAACGCCAAUGGCCGACCUCGUUCCUUCGCCAUCCCAGCUCAGUCCGUGCCACGAACCUGAGCCGUCAACUCCCUUAACGCCAGACAAAAAGCAGCGCCACCGCACGAGCGACGCGAGCUCUCCGACCUCAACGGUGGCGGCGUCGGAGGUCUCCACGUGCAUGGCGUCGCCCUCCUUCAUGUUUGAGGCAGAUCCGGCGUCCAAACGAGACGGCCGCGCCAGCUCUGCCGGUUCCUCGGACUUUGACGAGUUGGGGGACGCUCAGGUGCAACAAUUGCCAGCACGUCACAAGGAGAUGCCGCAUCUCGACCUGAACAAACCGGAAAAUACGCCGUCACUAUCGUAUCAAGGUGUUCUGAGUCCUCGUCAACAAAGUGGCAAACGGUAUCACGGCGGGUAUCUACAGCACCGUGUUACCAAGGCCGCAGGACUACUUAAGAGCUGGAAACGGAAAUAUUUCCGUCUUCGAGAGCAUGGACUCGUGUGUUACAAGACGAAAGACGCAGCGACGCCGCUGUUUGAAGUAAUUUUUACUAGCAACUCGAUGCUGGAACAGGAUAAAAAUCAUGGAGAUCACGCACCAGAUACGCCAAAACGCCACAGUAUGACAGAUGAGCUGUCGGAAAAGCGCCGACGAACGUGGACGUCCAGUUCAGGAUCCCUGACGCUUAUUCUGAAGCAUGUCGAGAUCACGGGACACAAAACACCGGCCAAAGCUGUGGAAGUACCAGUAAUUCUUAAAGCAGACGACGAAGAUGACCACGCGGCGUGGACAGAAUGCAUACGCUUCAUGAUAGAAGCUCGAAAACGCGCGCUGCUUCAAGUCACACAAGACACAGACGAGAUGCCCUUACCAUCUGAGUCUCCUAGUGAUCGUAGCGUGUCUACGGAUUCCACAAGUAUGGUGAAAAGUGUGGAAGAAGUGGGAACAUUCGACGCUUUUUCUGCCAAGUAUAUGCUGAUGAAGGAGAUCGGCGAAGGCUCCUUCUCGAUCGUUCACCGGGCGGUGAAUCGCAUGACUGGCCAAGUGUGUGCGGUAAAGUGCUGCAAGAUCUCCCAGGCGUUGGAAGAAGAGGAACGUCUGCUCCGCACUCUGUCGCAUCCUAAUGUGGUCGGUCUUGAAGGUGUUUACGCACGUGACGCGAAUCUCCACUACGUGGUCAUGGACUAUUUGAAAGACGGCGAUUUGUGCGACCAGCUCAUUGAACGCCAGCGUCUUCCGGAACCUGAGGCUCGACGCAUCAUUCGUCAGGUAGUCGAAGGACUCGCCUAUUUGCAUCGCCGCUGUGUACUUCACCGCGAUAUUAAGCCGGAGAAUAUUCUGAUCCACGGAAAUAUGGUGAAGAUCGCAGAUUUCGGGCUGGCCAAGCAACUCGAACACUCUACAAGCAUGCUUAGACACAGUUGUGGCACGCUGGAAUAUGCUGCGCCGGAAUUGCUUUGCGGGCGACCGUAUGGCUUGAAAUCCGACGUCUUUAGUCUUGGCAUUGUGCUGUAUGUGCUGCUCUUCGGCGCAUUCCCGUUCAGUGUGGAGUCUGCGGCAGCUUUGCAGUGUAUGGAUCACUUUCCGACUGGUGUUGACGUGCGCGAUAUGAGCUGCUUGAGUCUCUCGAAUGCGCAGUGGCGUACCGUGAGUCCCUUGGCACAAGACGCGCUGCUGAAGAUGCUGAAGACUAACGACACUGAGCGUAUCUCUGCUGAAGACUUGCUGAGUCAUCCUUGGAUUAAUGACGUCGAUGUUGGUGCCAGCAUUGCACGAGAGUUGGAACGCACUCGUAUUGAGGACUGCGAAGCUCUGGGAUUCGCUGAGUUGCUGUCUCGUGGCUUCCAGGUUGUCAAAUACGGCUACAAAAAUUCAACAACGCCGCACUCCACUGCUUUGACCUUCAACUUCAUGGAAGAAAGUAUCACCUGGACCGCCCGAAAGAACGCAAUGCCGCGAGGUGCAAACAGGAAUGAAACCGGAACAUCUGGAAGCAGUAAACGAGGACGUACCAUCCCGCUUCGAGAGAUCACGGAGAUCAAGGUGGGUCAUGCAACGGAGGCUUUCCUAUCGCUCAAGGACUCGCAGACUGUGCCGUCACCUGAACUCUGUCUCUCCAUCAUUUGUCCAUGGCGAACACUCGACUUGGUGGUGGAAAUCCCCAGCCAGCGCGAGUUCAUGGUGCGUGGACUCCGUCGACUGCUUCCCAACCACUCACCGUAGUGUAUCUCUUCACAGAAAACUGAAAUUAGUUCGAUAGCAUUGGUGCAUAUUGACAGGGUGUUGUUAAUAUUUAUGAAACAUCCGUCAUGAGCAUAUCGGUUGAUCCUCUAGUCGAUCGUGAACAUCUCGAGUUCCUCGUCCUUGACUUUUUCCUCCGGAAUCCCGUGCUUUUCUAGAAAUUGCAG